CGAUCGCGUUAAUCAGAUCAUAAAUGUCGUCCGCGAUGGUGGUGUCGUUGUCGUCGAAUCAAACUCCCAUCCAACGGUUUUACGACGACAAAGUUCUGUUGAUCACCGGAGCGACCGGAUUUAUCGGAAAGAUACUGCUGCAGAAAUGCUUGAAGGAUUUGUGCGUGAGGAAGGUUUAUGUGAUUGUCAGGUUCAAGAGGGGCAAGGACGCCCGGAAGAGGCUCGAGGAGUUGCUUCAAAGUCCUAUCUUCGACACGUUGAAAGCAUCAGAUCCCACCUUCGCAACCAAGAUCAAUCUGAUGAAGGGGAAUCUGGAGCUGCCGAACCUUGGUCUGGCCGAAGCCGACAUGGAUAUCCUGAUGAAGGAAGUGAACUGCGUCUUCCAUUGUGCUGCAACCGUAAAUUUCAAUGAACCACUUCCACUUGCCGUCAAUAUUAACCUCAGAUCCACCAGAGACAUUCUAAAUUUGUGCAAGAAGAUGAGCAACCUCCAGUCGGUCGUCCAUGUUUCCACUGCUUACUCCAACCCCAACAGACGAAUUGUGAAGGAAACCGUUUAUGAACCAAAAAUUCUACCAGAUCAACUGUUGUUGCUUGUGGAUAACUUCGACAAAGAUAUUGUUGAUGACAUUGUUAAGAAGAGGUUGCUCACAGGUGGAUUUACUAACACGUACGUGUUGACCAAAAACGCCUCAGAAUAUAUGAUUCAAAAAGAAGGGUUGGAUCUGCCCAUUAGCAUUUUAAGGCCUUCAAUUGUUGUAGCCUCUGAAAAACAACCUAUACCUGGCUUUGUGGACAGCGUACUAGCUAUUACAGGUUUGGGUGUGGCUAUGGGCUUAGGUUUUGUCAGGACAAUCAUUUGGAAACCUGACAACGUCUUAGAUGUUAUUCCUGUAGACCAUGUUGUCAAUGAAAUAAUCACUGUGGGGUGGUACAAUCAUACGAAAAGCAAUGAACAAAAACAAGAAGUACCAGUUUUCAACAGCGUUAGUUCCAGUAUUAAACCAAUUACUAUAGGUGAAAUAAGUGAUUACUUCUUCAAAUAUUCAUCGAGAAUCAGCACCAGAAAUCGACUGUGGUACCCAUUUAUAAUCUCCACCCAAAACGAAACCCUAUACAAAAUUUACGCCCUAUUCCUACACACCAUACCUUACUACUUCGUAGACUUUUGUGCCUACUGUCUCGGGAAGAAGCCAAUCCUGGUGAAAUUUUAUGAGAAAUACGAACGACUGAGCCAAGUAUCGAGGUUCUUCAUGACCAACGAGUGGUACUUCAAAUCGAACAACACGAGAAGGUUGUUUCAAAGCUUAAGUCCUGAAGACAAGGAGUUGUUUUACUUUGAUAUGAAACAAGUGGAUUAUAAUGAAUUGGUCCUCAACAACAUAAAGGGCAUGAAAAAGUACAUCCUUAAGGACAACACACCAGAUGAUGAUAUUAGUAUGUUGUACAAGCAGAAGUUCCUCCACUAUUUCAUAUGUUUUGUUUUAUUGGCCAGUUUUACUUACUUUUUACUGAGGUUAACUUAUUUAUAACUGUAAAUGAAUAGUAAUAAUAAUAAACAACACAAAAUAA
Aethina tumida (small hive beetle) is the source of this 1572-nucleotide messenger RNA. Its product is annotated as fatty acyl-CoA reductase wat. Gene Ontology annotation, cellular component: peroxisome. NCBI's taxonomy places the organism in Eukaryota, Metazoa, Arthropoda, Insecta, Coleoptera, Nitidulidae. The transcript has 8 exons. Gene Ontology annotation, biological process: long-chain fatty-acyl-CoA metabolic process. Gene Ontology annotation, molecular function: alcohol-forming very long-chain fatty acyl-CoA reductase (NADP+) activity. The record is from RefSeq and is a predicted model, not a curated record. The coding region runs from base 24 to 1532 and encodes 502 amino acids.